Messenger RNA from Branchiostoma belcheri (Belcher's lancelet), 1137 nucleotides. Its product is annotated as microfibril-associated glycoprotein 4-like. Lineage: Eukaryota; Metazoa; Chordata; Leptocardii; Amphioxiformes; Branchiostomatidae. The transcript has 4 exons. The coding region runs from base 1 to 1137 and encodes 378 amino acids. The record is from RefSeq and is a predicted model, not a curated record.
AUGUUGUUCCUCCGUGUGUUAGUGGUGGUCACAGUUCUACAGUGGUCAGUAGUGACCGGGGAAGGCCUGACUGACCAGUUCACCCUGUCACUGUGCAGGGUUUGGGAGGAGUGCAUUGAGACAGCUACUGAGAACAACUUGGGGCACUCUGAGCUGGGAACUCCUGAGGCAAUCUGUGGUGACUUUCUGGACAUGUUAAAGAAGCAUGGCGUGGAUUGUGGAACCUCACAUGGCCCUGAAGAAGAGAAAGCUGGGGUUGAACAGGUGCUGUCCUAUCUAGACCCUCUUCCCAGUAAUGAGGAGCAACAGGAAGAGUUGGCUCCUGGCGAUGAGGAAGAGACAAACAGAGGAGUACAAGGCCACAAACUACCACUCAACCGUCCUGUCAACACUGACGAUGUUUGGCGAACAACAUACUUUGACGACUGCUCUGAGUGGUAUACUGCUCAAGCAAUUUCUGGUCCCAUAUCUAGUGGGGUGUUUUCUAUCAAACCUGCCCAUGUUGCCCACCCAAUCUCUGUAUACUGUGAUCAGACCACAGAUGGGGGAGGGUGGACGGUCAUACAGAGGAGGUUUGACGGGUCUCUUGAGUUUUUCCGUCAGAUUGGCGCUUAUCAAAACGGGUUUGGAGACUCCAGUGGUGAGUACUGGCUGGGGUUAGAAACCAUCUACCGCAUAACAGCCCAGAACACGUAUGAGUUGUACAUAGAGCUCGAAGACUGGUCUGGGAAUGUGAAGUUUGCUCGAUACUCCAGCUUCUCAGUCGGUCCGGGUGAUGAUCACACCCUGAGUGUGGGAGGGUACAGUGGGACAGCUGGGGAUGGGUUCUAUCUGUCACAUUCAUCACAUACCAACAAUGGUAUGAAGUUCAGCACCCGUUGGCACGACCAAGACACCUCCUCAGGUUCAAUGGCAGAACUUUACGGUGGUGGUUGGUGGUACGGUAGUUGGAGCCACAGUGACCUGAACGGUCCGUACUUCCGAGACACUGACGGGUUCAAUAACAACAACGGCCGUGGCGUCUUUUGGUAUCCUUUCAACAAUAAAGAAUACUAUUCUCUAAAGAAGACCAAAAUGAUGAUCCGUCCCACAGACUUCAGCACCAGGGUGGCAAACAUGAGGCAAGGGAAGGAGUAA